This is a messenger RNA of Nicotiana tabacum (common tobacco), 1499 nucleotides long. Its product is annotated as protein Dr1 homolog. NCBI's taxonomy places the organism in Eukaryota, Viridiplantae, Streptophyta, Magnoliopsida, Solanales, Solanaceae. The record is from RefSeq and is a predicted model, not a curated record. Gene Ontology annotation, molecular function: protein heterodimerization activity.
CACAACAGAGUCCGCAAAUCUCUUUGCCACACCUUUUCUCCACUUUCUCCAGAAGAAACUAUAUAAGCAAAUGAAUCAUAUUUAUCAUCCCCGACCCUCUCACGCGCCCAUUUCUUACGUGCAAGCCACGUCCCAAUCAUCACUCAGACCUUAUGGGACCCACGUCAUUCUGAACCACACCUCCCUCAUUCGUGCUUCAGACUAUCCGCCGUUGAAUUCAGAAAAAAAUUGCCCUAGUCAUCUGCGAAACUCCUCUCUCCCUUUCCUUAUCUAUAUCCAGCAUCAUGAACCGCCGUUUACGAUUCCGAUCACCUCCUUCGAUCUCAUUCAUUUAUUUUCCAAUCGGCGGAGCUGCGGCUCUAUUCUCUAUAAAAUCGUCAUCCUUUAUCCGAUCCGCCACUCGCGGUUUUCUAAUUCGUAAGGGUUAAUAUGGAGCCUAUGGACAUCGUUGGUAAAAAUAAGGAGGAUGCUUCGCUUCCAAAAGCAACUAUGACAAAAAUUAUUAAGGAGAUGUUGCCCCCAGAUGUCCGUGUUGCUCGAGAUACUCAGGAUCUUUUGAUUGAAUGUUGUGUAGAGUUCAUUAAUCUUAUCUCAUCAGAAUCAAAUGAAGUUUGUAAUAGAGAAGAGAGACGAACAAUUGCACCAGAACAUGUACUCAAGGCUUUGGAGGUUCUUGGCUUUGGGGAAUAUAUUGAAGAAGUUUAUGCUGCAUACGAACAACACAGGCUAGAGACCAUGGACACGGUUAGAUCAGGGAGGUGCAGCAAUGUUGCUGCGAUGACCGAAGAAGAAGCACUAGCUGAGCAACAGAGGAUGUUUGCUGAGGCACGUGCAAGGAUGAAUGGCAGUGCUACAGUUCCCGCAAAACAGCCUGAUUCAGAAGCACUAGCUGAGCAGCAGAGGAUGUUUGCUGAGGCACGUGCAAGGAUGAAUGGCAGUGCUACAGUUCCCGCAAAACAGCCUGAUUCAGAAGCACUAGCUGAGCAGCAGAGGAUGUUUGCUGAGGCACAUGCAGAGAUGAAUGGCGGUGUUACCAUUCCCUCGAAACAGCCUGAUUCAGAAGCGGACCAAAACUUGACUAGCUAAUUUUAGGACUUCUUUUUUAGUUCUGUAGGUUUAUCACAAGCGCAAACAUGAGACAGAACAUUGUGUUGGGAGGAUUUCUACUGUAAACAGUGACUGAUCCUUGGUUCUCUUCCUCUGAUUUCGUUGACCACUUGCUCAUUUUUCAAAAAGCCUUGAAGUUCCUAUACAUUGAUGGUCAUGUCGAUUAUGACGUAAAUACUUGUAUAUCUCUAAGACAAAACACUAAAUCCUAAACUAAUAAAAUUGGUAAGUAACCUACUACUAGGGUCUUUUAGUUUGAAGAAAAAGAAAAGUUAUGUUGAGAUUAGUUAUGUUAGAAUUAUUUAUCUUGGUAUUACAAUAUUUUUUAUUGACUGUUUGGUAUGUUGUAUUAAUUUUGGGAUUGUCAAUUUUAUUGCUUUAUUCAGGGAUAA